AUGAUGCAGACAGAGCCAUCUUCUCCAAGUUUCAGCGCCCACUCUUCCUUCCCCGUCCUUAUUCCCUCACAUCGCCGCGUAAACGAACAAAACGACGACGUUGACGUUAGCGAUGACUUCGAGUUCUCCUCCGUUUCCAGACACACCGACUCCUCUCCUGUCUCCGCCGACGACAUUUUCUUCAACGGCCAGAUCAUACCUAUCUACCCUCCCUUCCACCAAAACGACGCCUUCGUCGCUGACGCUUCCGUUACCACCCAAACGGCACCGCUCGGGGCUCGCCGUCGUCGUUUACCUCUCAGGACGCUGAUGUUCGAGGAGGAGGAGCGAGAGACGGUAAACAUCGACAGCAGCAACGAGCUCCACGGCGUGGCUGAGGGAACCUACUGCGUGUGGACCCCACCAUGCAAGAAGACAACCGCCUCGUCCACCAAGCGCUGGAAGAUUCGAGAUCUUCUGCUGCCUCGGAGACAUAGCAAGGUCGCGCCUAAGCAUUCCUCCGCCGCCGUCAACGGUGGCGCCAUCGCCAAAUUGGUUGGGUUUUUCACUAACGCCAAUGGACUUGCUCGGAAUUUGCAACCAUUUUCAAGUUAG
Molecule: messenger RNA, 594 nt
Organism: Glycine soja
Lineage: Eukaryota; Viridiplantae; Streptophyta; Magnoliopsida; Fabales; Fabaceae
Exons: 1
Coding region: 1-594 (197 amino acids)
Source: RefSeq, a predicted model, not a curated record